AUGGAGUCAGAAGAGGUGGACUGGUUACUCAACCACUACACCAGUGCAUCCAUAGAAAGUGCUGCUGCUGCUGAAACGGUGCAAGACUCUGUGACCACACAAGAAGCCCCUGAAGAACGGAGAGAACAACUGGAUCACUGCCCAGCUCAACUCCCUGAAAUGUUUGUUCUGGAAGGACUGUUUAGUGCAGAGCAGGAGAAUACUAGUGUUAAAUGUGAAUCAGUGACAGAAGAGAGCCAGUUGACUUCAGGAAGCAAGCCAGUGACCAAACCUGCAGAAGAGCCAGGGUCACCUGUAAAACCUCAGUGCAGGAAAAGAAGACACAGCUCCCACCAGGAUCCCCAGGAGCUGGGAGGUGGAGCCUGCAACCCGGGCUGCUUCACGGAGGAAGACACCAGAGUGAGGAGUGUGUGA
This is a messenger RNA of Strigops habroptila (Kakapo), 414 nucleotides long. Its product is annotated as heat shock factor protein 5-like. Lineage: Eukaryota; Metazoa; Chordata; Aves; Psittaciformes; Psittacidae. The coding region runs from base 1 to 414 and encodes 137 amino acids. The record is from RefSeq and is a predicted model, not a curated record. The transcript has 4 exons.